Molecule: messenger RNA, 1349 nt
Organism: Spinacia oleracea (spinach)
Lineage: Eukaryota; Viridiplantae; Streptophyta; Magnoliopsida; Caryophyllales; Amaranthaceae
Product: ribosomal protein S4, mitochondrial
Exons: 1
Coding region: 45-1001 (318 amino acids)
Biological process (GO): ribosomal small subunit biogenesis
Cellular component (GO): small ribosomal subunit
Molecular function (GO): rRNA binding; structural constituent of ribosome
Source: RefSeq, a predicted model, not a curated record
CCCAUAGCCCCGAUGUGGCGAAAAAGACUGACUGAUUCAACAUAAUGCCCGCAUUAAGGUAUAAAACUUGCCGUCUACUUUCAGGAAAUGUUCGGAAUAAGGAACUUACAAUAGUUCAACGCCGCAUUCUCCGAAAUUUGAGAAUGAAGAAAAGAUCUAUUAAGAAAAAGAUUUAUCCUAGAAAAAACCGUAACAGUUACAUACAAUUACAAACUACACGAAAGUUGUCCCUUUUUCAUGGUAAUUUACCCAUCACAAAGAUGCACAGAAGAACAAAACGAACUUCAUAUAUCCCUUUUCUACUCAAUCCAGAAACAAGAUUGGACGUUAUUCUGGUUCGUCUACAUUUUUGUGAAACUAUUCCUCAAGCAAGGCAGCCGAUAAGUCAUCGAAAAGUGUGUGUGAAUAAUGGAAUAGUAAACAUUCGUCAUUUGAAAGUUUCCCACGGCGAUAUAAUAUCUUUUCAAGAAAAUUACGCGAGAACCCGCGGUAAAGAAAUAAGGAGAUUUUUCUAUAUCAAAAUAUCAGUUGAAAAAAUCAUAGGCAAAUUAAGGGUUCACCGGGUAAGAAUGCGGAGAAGAAGCAAAACAGAAUGGUUCCGCCGAGUAAGAAUGUGGAGAAGAAGCAAAACGGAAUGGUUCCGCCGACUCAAAACUAAGAAGAAAUGCCGCCUACUACUAAAAGACAAAGACCAGUUUUUGCAAAAGUUACAUUCUUCUAUGCAAAAAGAAGACUUAAAAAGAACAAAGAAGUUUGGAUCCGACGCUGAGCACAACAGAAUGAAGAGGAAUUUUGAUCACUCCGUGACCUUAUCGAAGAAGAGAAGGAAGAGAAGAAUCAAAAGGAUAGAACUACCUACUCAUUAUUCGGAGGUCAAUCAUAGAACACUAAAAGCUGUGGUAUCUUAUGGACCUAACAUAGAUCACAUCCCUCACCACAUAAGAUUGAAAGAUCCAAACCUUCCUCUUCGGAGCGGAAAGGGGCGUGGCCAAAACACAUAAAGAUCGGCGUAGUAGCUCAUAGGGACAUAACAUAUCUAUCCGGAUAGAGAUAAGGACAGGGAUCCAUCUAGAUAAAAUAUUGAACCGGUUUUCUUUUUUUUCUUGAUUCUGAUUGAUUUUUUUUUACGACAAGUUUGAAAUCUUAAUGCAGGCAAGGUCAAAUUCACUUAGAAGAACAAGUAAGGAAACUUUCUAUUAUUUCUGGGUCGGAGCGUAGACGGGCGAGCAGAGCCCAGGAAAGAGGGAAGCCCUCAUAGAGCAGUCUUCUACUUCUAGUCGACUGCUGCCCUGAGAGAAGGUGGCCUCCCUCGGGAAACAUGGCCCAAUUUCUCUUCUUUCUUUUUGAUU